AUGCGCAGUGCGGAGCCGAGCCAUGGCGGACGGCAGCAGUACUGUGCAUGCCCGUGCGCUCCUGCAGCAGUGCCUGCACGCGCAUCUACAAGUGCGCCCGGCCGACGGGGACGCCGCGGCGCAGUGGGUGGAGAUCCAGAGAGGCCUGGUGAUCUAUGUGUGCUUCUUCAAGGGGGCGGAAAAAGAGCUUCUUCCCAAGAUGGUUAAUACGCUGUUAAAUGUGAAAUUAAGUGAAACAGAAAACGGCAAGCAUGUCUCUAUCCUGGAUCUGCCCGGCGACGUUCUCAUCAUCCCUCAAGCCACCCUCGGGGGCAGGGUGAAAGGAAAAAACAUGCAGUAUCACGCUAACUCCGGGAAGGAGGAAGGCCUGGAACUAUAUUCCCAGUUCGUGAGUCUGUGUGAGAAAGCCUUGGCCGCCAACAGCAAGUGUGCCGAAGCGGGGGUUGCAGUGGCGCACGGCACUUACGGGAACAGACAAGUGUUAAAGCUGGACACCAAUGGACCAUACACGCACCUAAUUGAGUUUUGAAAGAUUCUUUCCACAACUGCUUCCUGGUAUAAUAGGACCAGACUGUUUUGUCCCCUUCGUCUUGAAGGCACAGAUCUGCAACAUGUUUAGGCAAGAAAAUCCUGGAUCCAAGGUGGACAUAGCAGCCCAUUCCUUUAAUCCCAUCCCAACGCUCAGGAGGCAGAAGCAGGCAGAUUUCUGUCACUUGGAGGCCAUCCUGGUCUACCUAGCCAGUCAAGGACAGCCUGUCUCAAAAAAAUAAAGAAACUGGGAAAAUAAAUGAGUCAUUUGUAAAAGGCAGCACUGGUUUUUGCAAACCCCUCCACCUUGACUUUAAAAUACGUUUUUAAGAUUGGAAACUGUGGCAUAGCGAUGACUCGAUAGUGAAGAGGCUGCCACUCUCCUAGAGGCCCUGGACUCCACACCCAGCAUGAGGGGUCCUGGUCUGCACCUGCAGCUCUGGGGGAUCGGAGGGCUCUCAGGUGCACAAGCAUACACAUAAACAAAAAUAAAGAUAAAUAUCAAAAGCUUUAAGAUUUUUAUUUUUAAAUUGAAAAUUAAAUAUUUCUAAUGACCAGACUUAGAUAUCUGAGGAAGCCGCUGGACUCUUCCUGGUGUCUUAGACGUCCCUUGGCCUAUUCUGACAUUUUAAAUUCCUCUUGCACACAUGCCCGAAAUCCCUUUUUAUAGCUUUCCUGUACUGUUCUAUUUUGAAACUUGAGAAUCAGUAACUUGAGCUCAUUAUCCUUAACUUCUGCUUUAUUGAUUCACCACAAUGCAGUUGUUGAAAUGUGAUAAACUAUUCAUAAGCUUAGAAGCCCCAAUUUUUUCUUAAACCUCCUCAAGGACAUGCGCAUGUCUUUCAAAAAGAUUACAUUACUUACUUUAAAUCAUUUUGGUUUUAUGCCUGUGUAAAAUGCUGACUCACAGCCCUAAAUGGAGCUCAAGAAUUCGCCUUACAAAAACUGCCUGAGGUACUUGUGGAGAAAGGUAGUUCAAGUCCAUGGAAGGUUGUUAAUUAGAAAUGGUGGCAGAUGGGGUAAGCAGAAAAAUUAUAGGAAAUUACUUCACUUUUGCUUUUUGUAGCUUUUUUUGUCCAAGGGGCUCAAAAACCCAUAAGUAUACACAUUUUAUUUUCAUAUCUAUAAUGAAGAUAGCACUGUAGAAAGAAAGAUGUCAUUAUAGAAAGAAAGAGGUCAUCCACUAUGAAAGUCAUCUCCUUCCUCUGACUUUUAUACUAAGACUUGUUGCCAGUUAAUUGGUUUAGUUACUAAAUUAGACACAAACAAAUUGCCCCUAACAUAUGUGUUAUCCCUCAGUUUUUCUAAGAUUAUAGAAUGUUUCAAACAAUAUACUUCCUAAAUAUUUUCAUAGA
This is a messenger RNA of Myodes glareolus (Bank vole), 1883 nucleotides long. RefSeq names its product D-aminoacyl-tRNA deacylase 2 (gene Dtd2). The record is from RefSeq and is a predicted model, not a curated record. Gene Ontology annotation, molecular function: D-tyrosyl-tRNA(Tyr) deacylase activity. NCBI's taxonomy places the organism in Eukaryota, Metazoa, Chordata, Mammalia, Rodentia, Cricetidae. Gene Ontology annotation, biological process: tRNA metabolic process. Gene Ontology annotation, cellular component: cytoplasm.